Plutella xylostella (diamondback moth) is the source of this 1498-nucleotide messenger RNA. RefSeq lists its product as uncharacterized. The record is from RefSeq and is a predicted model, not a curated record. NCBI's taxonomy places the organism in Eukaryota, Metazoa, Arthropoda, Insecta, Lepidoptera, Plutellidae.
GGGGCGGCCUGAGCGGAGGCACUCGGUGUCGGCGCUUCCAAGUUUCGCCAGCAAACCACGCACUCGUUUUUCGUUUUUUGAAUAAAACAAUUAGUUUUUUUUCCUUCUCCCCAAAAUGACUAAAAUUUGUGGUGUGGUGUGUGUCGCUGUAUUGUUGGUCGCCGUGCAAGCGUUCCCGUACCGGCAAAACGACAUCGCUUCAGCGGCCUCCGUGGGUGACUGGGACACAGUACAUAGAUUAUUAGCCGAAAGACAUCGCGAGCGAUUCGGCCUGACUCCAUUAAACGUAGGCAACCCCGGGCACGCCAUCCUGAUCCACAACCAGUUCCCGGCGGGCCAAGGCUUCGUGGGCGUGCCUCCGGGCUUCUCCAACGUGCAGGUGAGCGAGCUGCGCGCUCCCGCCGGCGGCCAGGUGUACGGCCAGGCCAGGUCCACCUUCGUGUCCUCCUCCACUGACCAAGACGGCCGCGAGGUGCUCCACGCCGGCGGCAGACAGGUCGAGAACGUCAACGGACGUGUCACCGCACAGAACAUCCCCGCGAACCAGAUUUUGAAGCAGAUCUUAGUCACGGCUGUUAGUCGCGGUUGGUUAGUGGCGACCGGACGACGUCUUAUCAACAUGAAGUUUGUCGCAGUUUGUGCUUGCAUCGCCGUGGUGGUGCUGCAAAUGUCUGGGACCAAUGGAAGCAGCGUAGGAGCGUACAGCUACCAGGACACUGACGGCAAUAGGUACAGUGGGACAUACGGGCCCCGGGACGGCCCGGUUUUCACCCCCUACUUCAGCUUCCCCCCCUACCCCGGCGGCGAUGACGACAAUAGCGUCAACGACUAUGUGCCAGAUUUCAUUAGGAACCUCGAGAAUUCCAUCCAAGAGAUGAUAAAUCGUAAUUUACAAAACCAGCAGCUUGCUCUGGCGGCGUCGCGGGGAGCAUUCGACUAUUCUGGCGGGGGUUAUAUUCCUAAUUUCGCCACCAGGUUUGCCCCGUACGUCCCGUUUGAGAACCCACAGUUCCCUGGAGGGAACUAUGGCGGAGGAAACUUCCAGAAUCCUGGAGGUUUCGGGGAUAAUAGCGCGUUUGCUUACGGAGCCAUCGGGCCUGACUACAGACAUCAGAUCGCCGCCAUUAAUCCUGAAAAUCCGUCUAUGCCAAACGUGAACUUACGGAGCAGCUUCAGUGACUCGGACUCCCCUCCCGGCGGCUACAAGUCAGUGUCCUCCUUCUCAUCAUCCAUCUCCACCAACGUCAACGGCAAAGAGACAGUCCAGAGGCAAGCCAAGACCGUCAUCGACGACAACGGGAAAGUCACCGAAUACAAAGUCCAAAGCUAAAUGAGAGCGGACGAAGCAAAAAAUAUGUACAUAUACGUAUUUUUAAUUUAACUAAUAACAACAAGUGCAAGAUUGUUUAUAAAUGUAAAUAUUACAUUCAGAUACCUAUAUUUUUCUUAUCAAACAUAAUGUUGCCAACUUUAUGAUUAAAUAGUUAUACGAUAUGAA